This is a messenger RNA of Closterium sp. NIES-65, 1239 nucleotides long. The record is from the annotation of a GenBank genome assembly. NCBI's taxonomy places the organism in Eukaryota, Viridiplantae, Streptophyta, Zygnematophyceae, Desmidiales, Closteriaceae.
AUGUGUCGUCCGUAUUUCAAACCUCCCAUGCUGUCCAUGCUGCAGAGAGCACCAGGCGGCCAAUCGUCAGGUUCCAGUAACGGGGGCUUCACUGGAACGAGCGGGCUGUCGAUUCAGUCCGGUGGUGCACCACCAUCCACCCAAUCCGGCUUCCCGUUCUCACAGCCGCAGUCCGUCGGCCUCUCAGGAUCAGGAGGCCAGGCAUCCGUUGCAGCGCGGGAGCUGAUUGUCAAUGUCCAACCGCUCGUCUCAUUCUCACCCGUAAGCAGCCCAGAGGUUCUUGUCCUUGUGAACAAUGAAGAUCGCUGUGGGUGUUCAUCGGAGCGUUUUGUAGCAGCCAUGCUGCGAGGCCUUUCCCUCUACCGCCAUCUAGCCAACCAAGCGAGAGCCCAGCGUGCCUUUGCCCGCCUCCUCGGCCUCCCCCCUUCCUCCACCUCCUUCCUCCUCUCCAAUCCAUCUGCACUCGCCUCCCCUUUCCCCCCCCUUUGGGCCGCCGUUCUCGAGUCUUCCCUUCCAGCCUGCAAGGGUGCAGCAGUCCCACUCUCCGACCUCCCCUCCUUCCCCUCUCUCUCCCCUUUCCCCGCCUUUCCCUCGUCCCUCUCCCCUUCCAUCACCCCGUCCUCCUCGUCCGGAAAUCUUAGCCAAUCCACGUCAGCAGCGGCCAGAUCAGCAUCGGCUUUAGCUGGAGCUGAGUCAGCACGAGAUGGAGCAGCAGCAUCUGCUUCCGCUGCCCAACGUAUGCACGUGCAGCAGCCACAGGCACAGGCACUAUCAGAGCUCGGUGGGGAGUGGUUUGGAGUGGGGGAGAGGGGUGGAAGAAUGGAGGACGGGUCGUUGCUUGCUGCAAGAAUAGGCUCUUUGCUGGCGCUCAUGCACAGGGAGCUGCAGGCAUCAGACUAUGAUCUGCUGCGUGCACUGGAUGCGGACAACACUCCAUCUGUCCCUGCCCUGAGCGAUGUCGAGAUUGCUCGCUUGCCUGCUUUCCCAUACAAGCCAAAGAGAUCAUCUUCACGAACGUCGGCAACCCGCAUUCUCUCGGCCAGAGAAGCCGAUGACUUUCCCUCGCCUCGCGCGUACAGCGACUCCCGCGGACUGGCGGGCAUCCGCAAGGAGGUGGCGGAGUUCAUCGCCAAGCGGGACGGCUUUCCCUCCGACCCCGAUAAGAUCUACCUCACGGACGGCGCCAGCAAGGGAGUGGAGCGCAUGCUCAACGUGCUCAUCCGCAACGAGAAGGACGGG